GACAGGAUCUACAGUACAGGAAGCUCCCAGCAUCUGACCCCUGACCGCGCCUCGCUUAACGAAUAUCACGAACUCAAUGCCUCCAACUUCUACAAAUACGGAACAUCUGAUGGGAGUGUUGGUGUUGCUAGAUCUGCUGGCUACCAGACCCCGUUCCUAUCUGCAAACAACGAACGCCUCGAGGUCAAGGUCAAAGCGUUCUACCAGCCGGACCUCGCCUACGGCCUCCUUUCGGCGGACCGCCUGUGCAAGGAAUUCGGAAUAUACGCGAACACAAAGGACCUGACCCUACGCAGGGAGCAGGAUGACAAAGUGGUAGGCCACCUGCAAGCAUGCAAAAACGUGCUUUUCGUGCGUGCGGAGGAUGCAGGGUUGGCCCUCGCUGUGGUGGACCCCCUGCUCCUGCACCGGCGAUACGGUCAUGCAGGAAGGUUGCCUCCGCUGCGAAAAAUCAACAAAUUGAACUCGAACACCGUGAGGACCUCCACUGCGAGGCGUGUUCCCUAG
Molecule: messenger RNA, 507 nt
Organism: Aspergillus costaricaensis CBS 115574
Lineage: Eukaryota; Fungi; Ascomycota; Eurotiomycetes; Eurotiales; Aspergillaceae
Exons: 1
Source: RefSeq, a predicted model, not a curated record